Messenger RNA from Puntigrus tetrazona (Sumatra barb), 1765 nucleotides. RefSeq names its product tissue factor pathway inhibitor a (gene tfpia). Gene Ontology annotation, molecular function: serine-type endopeptidase inhibitor activity. Gene Ontology annotation, biological process: negative regulation of peptidase activity. Gene Ontology annotation, cellular component: extracellular region. NCBI's taxonomy places the organism in Eukaryota, Metazoa, Chordata, Actinopteri, Cypriniformes, Cyprinidae. The coding region runs from base 45 to 995 and encodes 316 amino acids. The transcript has 8 exons. The record is from RefSeq and is a predicted model, not a curated record.
CUUCCACAUAACCCUGGAAGCGUGUGAUUGCCUCGCCUGCUGGAAUGGCUCCAUUGCUGGGCUGGUCGUGCAGACCGCUGCUUCUACUGCCUCUCGUUGGAAUAUGCUUCACAAAAUUUGCAAAAGCAGAUGGAGUGAGGUCUGAACUCCACAUAUUCCAUCACUCAUGCGCCCUGAAGAAAGACGAAGGGCCGUGCAAGGCAAUAAAGGACAGGUUCUACUUUAACACUGACACAGGUCGCUGUGAAUUCUUUGAAUACGGAGGAUGCCAAGGCAAUGCUAACAAUUUCGAGACCCUGCAGGACUGUGAGGAAAUGUGUCUUGUGAAAGAGGAUAAGAGUCCAUGCCAUCUGGAGGAUGAGCCGGGGCCAUGUCGAGGACUGGUGCCGCGUUAUUUUUUUGAUUACAAGAUCCAGGAAUGCAAGCGAUUCUUUUAUGGUGGCUGCUUUGGGAAUGCCAACAACUUCAAGACCAUAAAAGAAUGCCAUGAGAGAUGUCUGCCCGCCUCAAACCGCAUGGAACACAAUGCUCCAUUAAUGCCAGAAGAAGAAGAAGCCAAACCCAAAACAGAGCCUCUCACGGAACAUGUUGAAGCUUCAUUGAAUGCAUCACAUGUGUCACUGCAGAGAAUGUCCCAACCAUCUGCACAGGAAGCAGCUGCCUCAAACCAUAUGGAACAAAAUGCUCCAUUAAAGCCAGAAGAAGAAGAAGAAGCCAAACCCAAAACAGAGCCUCUCAUCAGACAUGAGUUCAAUCCCCCAGAAUUCUGCUUGAGUCCAGUUGAUAGGGGCGAUUGUGAUGAAUCUGUGAGGAGAUAUGUUUACAACCCCAGGACUGGGAGAUGCCAGAUGUUUCGUUACAGCGGCUGCGGAGGCAACAAAAACAACUUUGUCCACAAAAGACACUGCAUGAAAAUGUGCACGAAAGAUCACAGCCGGAGGAAGCAAAUACGGAUAAAGACAAAAAACUCUAAUAUCUUAUUCCGAUCUAUCUAGGACAAUACCAAAUCCUAAACCACUAUAUAAAGAGGAAAUAAGAAAAAAUAAGAAACAGCAGCAUAUAGUACCUCUCUGGCCCAGAAACUGUUCUCAUGUAUAUAAUUAUCACAGUUAAUGGAAUUUUAAUCUGGCCUUCAUAUAUAUAUAUAUAUAUAUAUAUAUAUAUAUAUAUAUAUAUAUAUAUAUAUAUAUAUAUAUAAGACAUUCUACAUACUUUAAAUGUAAAACAUAAUCUAACGCUCUAUGUUAUGUUCUAAAAUACUAAUUAAAUUGUAUCAAAAUAUACAUAUAAUAAAAUAUACACACAAACACACACACACGCACACACGUAUAUAAAAUGUAUCUUUUUUUUUCCUCUUUUUUUUAUUUCCACAGUUCCACUUAUGGAUCUAUUUAUAGCUAUUUAUGGUUGUUAUAUUUGCUGGCAAUUCUAAACCCUUUGUCUUUCUUUCCUUUAUUUUUUUCAAACCUACCAAUUUAUUAUCAUUUUAUAUAUGAUUAAUCUUUAUUAUAUGUUGUUUAUAAAGUACACUCCAAAUGAUGUUGUCAAAUGUUUUUAUGCCCUUGCACUGUGACCUUGAACUCUUGAGGAAACUUGAGGCAAAUGUAUUUUUUUUCUUCAUCCAGGACACGGCGAUUCAAAGUUGAGUCUAACAUAAAAAUUAUAGAAAACGUGACCAGCGGAUCAUCGCUAAGAGCCACUUAACCCUAUAUGACUGCAUAAUUUACUAACAUCUUAAAUUUCCAAUAAAGUACCAGCAAAUCAA